AUGAAGCCUCUACUUUGGCUCUACCAUGUUUUGUGUUUGGUUCCUUACUGCUAUGCGAUGCCCCAAAUUGAGAGAAAGGGGUUAAUCUCAAAUUCAUUGAUCACAAGAAUACCAUCAUUGGCUAUCUCCCCUGAUAUACCAUGGCUGGUGCCUUUGUCUGGAAGUUGCCAGGGCAUUAUCCUAAGUCCAUGGUGGAUCCUCUCUACAGCUAACUGCCUGCAUAAAACGAAACUCUCAAACCUAAACAUCUUAGAAGAAGAUGACCAGAAGAGCCCCCUACAUGGCCAAAGAAUUUGCAUCCAUCCCAGGUUUGAUCCCCAAGAUGAAGAAGACACGAUGAAAGCAGAUAUUGGCAUGGUCCUUCUUUCAAAGCCAAUCUAUGGGGAUGAUGUGCCACUAUCUCAUGUGCCCAAUGUAUCCUUGAAGAGCUGUUCUAAAUGCCAUUAUAGAAGCUGCCAAGUGUACCAACAUCAUAGUGACCCGGAGUUUGGAGUCACAGGAGUGAAAAAGAUAUUAGUGCAGCUGCUGGAGCUCUCAGUAUGCCACCCUCAAUAUUCCCACCAUGAGAAGUCUGAUUUCUUGUGUAUUCUGAGCCAGCCAGAUCAAGACUGCUGGGUACAGCAAGCCAGUCCUGUUCUAUGUCUCCUAAAUAACCACUGGGAACUGGUGGGCCUGGUACGUAAAACCUCAAGAAUAUGUCGACAUCCUACAGUCAUCAUUAGGACAGCUCCUUACCUUUCCUGGAUCAAGCAGUUAAUUAAGCAAUCUAUAAUUUUAAUGGAGCGGAGUCCUUCACUACUAGUCAUAAGUUUCCCCCUGAAAAAAGCCAGAUCCCCCAAGAUGACAAUUUUCUAG
Molecule: messenger RNA, 855 nt
Organism: Marmota flaviventris (yellow-bellied marmot)
Lineage: Eukaryota; Metazoa; Chordata; Mammalia; Rodentia; Sciuridae
Product: trypsin-4-like
Biological process (GO): proteolysis
Molecular function (GO): serine-type endopeptidase activity
Source: RefSeq, a predicted model, not a curated record